Huiozyma naganishii CBS 8797 is the source of this 1323-nucleotide messenger RNA. It is a transcript of the gene TUF1, whose product is annotated as translation elongation factor Tu. The transcript has a single exon. Gene Ontology annotation, molecular function: GTP binding; translation elongation factor activity; GTPase activity. Gene Ontology annotation, biological process: mitochondrial translational elongation. The record is from RefSeq and is a predicted model, not a curated record. The coding region runs from base 1 to 1323 and encodes 440 amino acids. NCBI's taxonomy places the organism in Eukaryota, Fungi, Ascomycota, Saccharomycetes, Saccharomycetales, Saccharomycetaceae. Gene Ontology annotation, cellular component: mitochondrion.
AUGUUGUUCAGGACGGUGAAUUUGCGAUCUGUCGGGUCUCUCUGUGCGCAGUUUGGGCUGGGGCGGUCUGUUGUGCGCGGUGUUGUUGUUGGUGGUGGUGUUCCGCCCGUGAGAGGGUACGCCGCGGCGGCGUUUGACAGGUCCAAGCCGCACGUGAAUAUAGGGACGAUAGGGCACGUCGACCACGGGAAGACGACGCUGACCGCUGCGAUUACGAAGACUCUCGCGAAGAGCGGGGGGGCCAGUUUCUUGGACUAUGCGGCGAUCGACAAGGCCCCCGAGGAGCGGGCCCGUGGGAUCACUAUCUCGACGGCUCAUGUCGAGUACGAGACCGAUAAGAGACAUUACUCGCACGUGGACUGUCCAGGGCACGCGGAUUACAUUAAGAAUAUGAUCACGGGUGCUGCGCAGAUGGACGGUGCGAUUAUUGUGGUGGCGGCGACGGACGGGCAGAUGCCUCAGACGAGGGAGCAUCUGUUGCUGGCAAGACAGGUGGGGGUUCAGAAGAUUGUGGUGUACGUGAACAAAGUGGACACCAUUGAUGACCCGGAGAUGCUGGAGCUCGUGGAGAUGGAGAUGCGGGAACUGUUGUCCCAUUACGGGUUUGACGGGGAUAACGCGCCCAUUAUCAUGGGGUCUGCGUUGUGUGCUUUGGAGGGACGGCAACCGGAGAUCGGGGAACAAUCCAUCUUGAAGUUGCUGAAGGCUGUUGACGAGUAUAUCCCCACACCAGAGAGAGACUUACAGAAACCGUUUUUGAUGCCCGUGGAGGACGUUUUCUCUAUCUCGGGGAGAGGUACUGUCGUCACCGGUAGAGUUGAGAGGGGGCACCUCAAGAAGGGCGAGGAGUUGGAGAUCGUCGGACACAACAAGACACCGCUUAAGAGUACGGUCACUGGGAUCGAGAUGUUUAGAAAGGAACUGGACGAGGCAAUGGCCGGGGAUAACGCAGGUGUCUUGCUAAGAGGGAUCAGAAGGGACCAGAUCAAGAGAGGUAUGAUUCUUGCGAAACCGGGGACAGUCAAAGCCCACACGAAGAUCCUAGCGUCGUUGUACAUCCUCACAAAGGAGGAAGGUGGCAGACACUCUGGGUUCGGCGAAAACUACAGGCCUCAACUGUUCAUCAGAACAGCAGACGUCACGGCGGUCAUGCGGUUCCCACCGGACGCUGAGGACCACUCGAGACAGGUCAUGCCGGGCGACAACGUGGAGAUGGAGUGCGAUUUGAUCCACCCAACGCCAAUGGAGGUCGGCCAACGGUUCAACAUAAGAGAAGGUGGUAGAACUGUGGGGACCGGGCUGAUCACUAGGAUCAUCGAGUGA